Messenger RNA from Peromyscus eremicus (cactus mouse), 3490 nucleotides. Its product is annotated as synapsin-1-like. The transcript has 2 exons. NCBI's taxonomy places the organism in Eukaryota, Metazoa, Chordata, Mammalia, Rodentia, Cricetidae. The record is from RefSeq and is a predicted model, not a curated record. The coding region runs from base 632 to 1054 and encodes 140 amino acids.
GGCUGCCAGAGAGAUCACAGCAGCCAUGGAACGUCCAGGAAAAGCAGCAAACAGAAGCAAGCCUUCCAAAACCUUGGAAGCAGAGUGAGGGCAGGUCACGCCCAAGUGCGUCCUGCUCUCCCUGGCAGCCACAUCCCAGUCAGAACAGCUGGGGAGCACAGAGUCAAAAGAGGCUUCGCCUGGAGACGCCCAGAGUUGAGAUCUGGGCUUAGCUUAGAAAAGAACACAAUGGCAACUUCCUUUAAACAUCCUGGAAAAAAACCAGUGGCAGCUGCUCCCGCCUCCCUUUGACGUGGACGUGAACAAACUGGGCGACUCCCCGCGCGGGCGCACAGCGCUACAAGAACAGGCCGGUGGCCAGACAGACCGACACACAGACAAGAGACCUGAAGACACCCCAGCAGACAGACAUCGACACACACGAUGCAGCCAGCGCCCUGCAAGGCCAGGCCAGGCCUAGGGACCACUGCGAGGUGCUGGCCCUGGAGGCGCGCACCCCAGCCGGGGUCCCAGGACCUCCCAGCCUCUGCCUGGGGUCUCUGCACACCGCGCCACCCCGUCCCCAGUCCCCCAGUGCUCAGUGCGCGCGCAGGGACGCCCCCGCCAGACGCGCGACACACAGGGAGCCCGGAUGCCGCCGCGGACGCGGAGGCCCGCACCCCGGACUGCGAACACGACAGAUGCCCACGCCCCGGGUCCGGGUCGGGCCCCGCAGACACCCACCGAGCUCCUCGCAUCCCGCCGCCUCCGCCGGCGCCGGCGCUUCCAUCCCUCGGGGGUCUCCAGGUCGCCGCCGCCCGCUCUGCCGCCCGCACUGCCGAGCAUGCGCAGAGCCGCCCCGAGGGGCGGGGCCCGGGCCGGCCUCGACCGCAGCCCACGAGGGACUGCGCCUCGCGGGGUGACAGGCGCGAUUCCGAGAGGCCGGGGGAUCCGAACCCGGGGCUUCGCGUGCCGGAAAACGGGGCCUCGGGCCGCGCAGAAAGCCGGCAGCCUGCAACUCCGACGGUCGACGGUCGGUCUUCCUCCAUCCCAGGUUACACUCUCAGCAUCUUAAGGACAGCUGAAGCUAGGGUUGAGGCAAAGGGAGGUGUCCCGCGCUGUCAAGCACUACACACAUUGCUGCGUGGUUCUGUGGGCACCGGAGAGACCGCGCGAUGCUGGAACCCACUGUGCUCACUGUCCACGCAAAGGGAUGUCACCUCACCACCCACAGUGAGCCAGUGAAGGCAAGGCAGGGAACCACCACUGCAGCGGGGACUCCCGGCCUGCAUGCAAAGCUGGCCUCUGGUGGACCCCAAUAAAUACAUGAUGAACCCACAGGAAAAAACACGCUUCUGAUUAGAAAAAUAUUUAGUUUUGAGACUGAAGACUGUGUAGUGGCUUACUCAGGUAAUCCAACGCUGGGAAGAAGAGGCAGGCAGGUUUCUGUGAGUUCAAGGCCAGCCUCGGCUACAUAGAAAGUUCCAAGACACCCAAGGCUGCAUACACAGACCCUGCCUUACCAUAAAAUUAAAAUUUGAAAGACUACUACCGUGGCAAAUGCCUGUAAUCCCAGCACUUGGGAGGAUGAGGCUGGAGUUUAAGGCUAUCCUUAAUUUUGUAUGGCAUUCGAGGCCAGCCUGAGCUGCAUGAGAUUUUGUCUCCAAAAAACAAAAAAAUUAAGUAAGUAAACAAAUAACUUAGAAAUUACUGUCAGGACAUCACACAAAACUUUUUGUUUCUUGUCUGUGUUUUGGAGUCAGCUCAGGAAAGAGGUAUGUUUGUUUCUGUGGGAACAGGGCAGUCUGGGUUCAGACCACUAAUAAAAACUCAGUGUGUUAGAUAUUCAAACUCCCCGGAUUAAGAGAGAACCAGUUCCUCUCAGCCCCACAUCUUUCCUCCUCUCAAAAAUCCUCAAGGUUUUCAUCAGAUAACUAGGCACAGUAAAACUUUUGCUCACACCCCGUUUUCCCCUGAAAACACAUACACAUCACAGGGAAAUCCUCACUCCUCACAAAUAGCACAAAUGUAGCAGAGAUGGUGAGCUACUGGGACCCGGGUCCCUGGGCUGCACGGCAGCAGAGAUCUGUAUCAGAAUUGAUAGCCCAUGUUUAUCACUGUGUUAAAAGCAUCAAAAGCCAUUGCCUGUUGAUGAUGGCACACGGGGAGACUAGCCGGACUGUCCUGCGAGGCCUGGUUAAGACGGGCUUCCAGACUGGGCUUCAUUCCUGUGAUGUGAGAAAAAACCAGGUAGUGAGGAAUCAAGAGAACUAUGCUAUCGUACAUCAUUAUGUCACUCUUGCUCCCGGUCUUAUGAACUGAGGCAGUAGUCCCCUACAAUGCAAGACUGACAGAAUGCCUGCAACUGUGGGUGAAAUAAACACUGAACCCUAUGUAAGCAAACGUAAGACAGGGUUUAACUGAUAAAAUAAAAGACGUGUGAGACUGGCAUUGGGGCGUGGGCUUCUUCCUAAGGGUCACUUGAACACAAGCUCUAUGGUACCUGAUAGUAGGUAAGAUAAACCAAGACACUGAGUGAGUACUGGGAGGGUAGUGUAUACAGCAUGGAUACUCUACAAGAAGAGGAGAUUCACAAGCAUGCAGAGGAGGGUACGUCAGUGUGAGACUUCACCACAGUACUCAGAGUGCGGUUUGUAAUUUGUGACUUCCUCUUUGUUGUUGUUUUGUUUUGUUUUUCGAGACAAGGUUUCUCUGUGUAGCCCUGGCUGUCCUAGAACUUGCUCUGUAGACCAGGCUGGCCUUGAAUGCACAGAGAACGACUUCUUUAUUUCUAAGAUUUUCCACUUACUAUUUUCAGACCACAGCAGACAGGGAGUGACUACAGACUUGAGAGGCAAAAUCACAUAUAAGGAAGCACACACUAGUCCUUGCCACCAUAGGAACUGCGACCACUGCUGUAGUUGAAGGUGUAGAAUGUCACUGCCUCCGUCCACAUGGAACUGAAGGUGCCUGACACAGCAAGCCAGAGAGAGUGGAGAAGCUGGGGAGAGAGGGGGAAGAGAAGGGGAAGCUGACAGAUCAGCUUGACUGCUGCUGAGGAAAAUGACAGAGUGUUGCUGGUUGAGAACCCUCUUCAGAUCGUGGAGGUUGAACAGUUGGACUCUGCUUCGGGAAGAGUUGACCAGGCAUGUGUGUAGAGAAGACCAUUUCAGCUUGCCUGUUAGGCAUUGCCUAUUUUGUAUUUUAAAGUGGCUUCACCAUCUGCUGAUUUCCGGGAAGGAGGAGCAACCUCCUCCCUAUCUUCUGAACAUCGAAGGUGUCCAAUGGGUGGACGUAGGACACAAUGACAGUGCCCUGGGAGAUUCCUCACUGGGCUGAUAACAUGACCUUUACUGCAGUGUCUUUGUUUACUUAGCUCUUUAGGACUGACUUCUCAAGCUGAAAACCAAGAAAAAUGAUGUGUGAGUUUAACUUAUUGUGAAAAGGCUUCACACUGUCCUCACAUAAUUUUUUAUAAACACAUCAUAUCCGCUGUCUUAGUUAGGGUUUC